UCUAGAUUUUUGUUCUUCAGCUGCGCUACCAUCUUCAAUUCAACCACCUACUAGUCUAUUUCUUCCAGUGCUGGUCACAUUUCGACACCGUAUAAUUCGUCUCUUCAACCUCAACACUUCCAGCCCUUAGUACUUCCUAAGAAUACCUUUUCAACAUGCUUUCCAACAACGUCGUCAUUCUACUUGUGGGCCUUCUUGCUGGCACCACUGUUGCCGCGCCCGUAACGGCACGUCAAGCUUCGGGUACAGCCUGUAGCGAUGGAAGGCAGGAUGGAAAGUGCCGGGAUGAUGGCUUCUGCAACCUAGACCUAGGUGGCGGCAACUUCCUACCCAAGAAAGUCGCCGGACAAUGCGGUGAAGCAGCGGACAACGGUGCUGGCUUAAGCUUCGGAAACGCUGCUACUGGUGGCAACGGUAACGCCGGUAACACUGGCAACACUAACACUGGUAACGCCAACACCGGUAACACCGACACUGCUACAAGCAGCGGUGCUUCAGUAGCCGGCACAGCUUGCACUGAUGGAAGGGAUGAUGGUAUCUGCCGAGACGAUGGUCUCUGCAACUUCGACAUUGGUGGUGGUAACAACAUCCCCACACUUAUCGAGGGACAGUGCGGUCAGUAAGCGGCGGUGGAGAGGUUGGAGCUCGUUUAAGAGCAGGACCAUAUUGAGAAGAUAGACCUGCCAGCAGGAUUUGAAUAUACGGUGUCAUACAUCUGUUUUGUCUUUGUGAUACCUCAAAUUGAAUCGCGGAUAGUGGUAGGAUUAGGGUUGGGGUUAUGCUACUCAUACUCGAAGCAGGGAUAAGUACCACAUUAAAUGAGUAAAUGUGGGCUUGAUCACUACGGGUAUCUUAAAUAUAAACAUUUAAAGCGUUCUUAUUGUAUUUAGUCUUUGUUUAAGAGGGAAUUGGAGAUAUGAGCCUUGUAUUUAGUCAAUUAAAAAGUUGUCUGGGUUAGGGUUAGGGUUAGCUUAUGACUUAGCUACCCCCGCCCAUCGCCCCUUCCAACUUUAGCCCUUA
This is a messenger RNA of Hypoxylon trugodes, 1020 nucleotides long. RefSeq lists its product as uncharacterized. NCBI's taxonomy places the organism in Eukaryota, Fungi, Ascomycota, Sordariomycetes, Xylariales, Hypoxylaceae. The record is from RefSeq and is a predicted model, not a curated record. Bases 156 to 623 code for a protein of 155 amino acids. The transcript is spliced from 2 exons.